Messenger RNA from Rotaria sordida, 1621 nucleotides. The record is from the annotation of a GenBank genome assembly. Lineage: Eukaryota; Metazoa; Rotifera; Eurotatoria; Philodinida; Philodinidae.
UUGAUGUCAUUGGUAUUACAAAAAUAUCCAAUCAUGCUUUAUGUAACCUACGUAAUGAUUUUAUGACUUUAUGAACUAUAGUUGAUGUCCUACAUCCCUCGAAAUGUUUUUUCUUGUAUACCUUUAGUUGUGUGAAAAUCGGGAAAAAAAAGAUCAAGCUUGUUUUUUUGUGUCUUUUUGUUAUGCUUUAUCUACAUAUUUACACUCUAUGCUACCUUUUACAGGUGACAUAAAAAAUAAGUAUACGUUUUUGUUUCUUAAGUUAAACAUAAACAAAGAAUUGCCGCUCAUUUAUUUAUUAUUGCGUAACACUAAACAGAACCCAUGAAAUAUCACAGUCCGUGUUUUAUCGGCGGUGAUAAAGUCCAUUCGCAUGUACUAUGAUGUGAAGUCGAAUAAGAUAUAUAUACUCAAAAAAACAAGUAACGCGACGCAAACAUCGCUGACCCUCUACUGAAAGGAUGUGAUGUUGUCAAGAGAACCGUAUUGCAGGAACAGAUUAUGAAAUCUAGUAUUAACAGACACAUUUAAAAGAAAAAAAUUUAAAGGAAUAAUCUAUCAACAUAUAUGCAUAUGGUCAAACUGCUAAAAAAUUUAAAGAAUACAGGUUUGUUAUGAAGAAAAAGUUUCACGAAUCAUCAGUCGAGGAACCCUCUACAGAGCCGGACAGAGCAUUGAUAUCUAUUAGCUGUUAAUAUGAGCGAAGUGAUUAAUGUUAGCGAUAAGAAAAUUCUAAUCAUGCUAUCUCUGACAUUUUUCAUCAUCACUUUUUUCGCUUUGUUUUAGAGUUUAUGAGCUGAAACUAUCUCAAGAGAAAGUUAACUGCUAUCUAAUUCGUUACUUUUUUUUACUGAUAGAUGUAAAAGUCAAAUGGGCGGUGAUGUAAAGAAUAGUCAAAUAAAAUCAUGUUUGACUCGUGUCUCUCGGCAUGAGAAAAAGUUCAAACGAUUUAUGACUCAACUUUAAUUUGCCAUAGAAGUUUUUUUAAUGACUCAUGACUUGACUUGACUUUUUCUUUUUGUGAGUUGACAGUAAAAUACAAAUCAGAUCUAGGGUGUGGGUGUAGUGUUUGGGUGUGGGGUGUGAGUGUUGAUUUCACUAUGGUCACACCAACACCCACACCCUACAAAUCUCAAUAUCUGUCAUAGAAAUUCUCAUCAUUUUCUUAUUAUUUUUUUUCAUUUAGUCAUUUCUCUACGUUUUCUUCUACUUUUUACUUUCAAUUAUUGGUAAUUUCACAUUUUUUGUUUUUGCAAUUCAUUUACUUGAUGUUGCAAUAAGUGUAAAAGCUUUAAGUACAAUAUUAAAAUCUAUAACACACAAUGGUAGACAAUUACUUUUAACAAUAAUGUUAAUGGCUGUUGUUGUUUAUCUUUAUACAGUAAUUAUAUUUAAUUUUUUUCGUAAAUUUUAUACGAAAGAAGAAGAUGAAGAACGAGAAGAAAAUUGCAAAGAUAUGUUUACUUGUUUUAAAUUUUAUCUAUAUUCGGGUAUUCGAGCUGGUGGUGGUAUUGGUGAUGAACUUGAAUCACCUAAUGAUGAUCCACUUGAAUUAUAUCGAAUUGUUUUUGAUAUAAUGUUCUUUUUCUUUAUUAUUGUUAUUCUUCUUGCUAUUAUUUAA